Didymodactylos carnosus is the source of this 1392-nucleotide messenger RNA. NCBI's taxonomy places the organism in Eukaryota, Metazoa, Rotifera, Eurotatoria, Philodinida, Philodinidae. The record is from the annotation of a GenBank genome assembly.
AUGCGGCGUUCAUCAUCUAACAAGAAUAUUGAGAAAAAACGUAAUCUAUUUAAACAAUUAUUCAAUACUAAUAAUAUCAAAUCUGUUCUACGUGCUUUUGUGACAGAAUACGAAACUCCAAAAAUUGUCGCCAUUCAUAGUUGGUCAAUAGCGAUAACAUGUCGUAUUGUUCAAAUUCUAAUAUUACUCUAUACUAUUCUGUAUGUAUUGGGAUAUCAAAAAGGAUAUCAACAAGUAGAUCAAUCGAUAAUAAGUUCAGUAAUAUUAAAAGUUAAAGGUAUUGGUACCGGUUAUGAUGAAAAACCUGUAACAUCAAUAAUGGAUAAUGCGGAUUAUAUUAUACCAUCACAAGAAAAUAGUGCGUUAUUUAUCAUGACAAAUUAUAUUAGAACCGAUCAGCAACGGGCAAAAUGUACUGAGGGAAUUACUGUUGAUGGUGCAAAAUGUUUAUCAAAUGAUAAUUGUAUGAAAGAUUCUGAUACUAUAAAAAGAAAUGGAAGGUGGACAGGUAUUUGUCGAAAAUCAAAGAAUAGUUCAUCAAUAGUUGACAAUAGUUCAUCUUUAUCAAUGGGUCUAUGUGAAUUGGAAGGAUGGUGUCCCGUAGAAAAUGACUUAGUUCGACCCGAAGCUAUUAGAGACGUAUUAAAUUUUACAAUUUUUAUUAAAAAUUUUAUUGAAUUUCCAAAGUUUAAUAUAACACGUAGUAAUAUUUUGCGUGAUGCAACAUAUUCAAAAUAUUGUAUAUGGAAUUCUCUUACUGAUGAUCUAUGUCCAAUAUUUAGAGUGAAAAAUAUAUUAGAAAUAGUUGAAACAGACGCCGAUGAACGACAAAAAAUGUUAGCAUACGGUGGAGUAAUUCGAAUUAAAAUCGAUUGGAACUGUAAUUUAGAUAGACCGUUGAGCGAAUGCAUACCUAAAUAUACAUUAGGUCGUCUCGAUUCUCGUUAUCGUGUAGAACAAUUUAGUUUUGGAUUUAAUUUUCGUUUUGCGUCACAUUGGAAAUAUUAUAAUAAAACGUAUUAUCAAUCAUAUCGAACAUUAACAAAAGCAUUUGGAUUAAGAUUUAUAAUAACGGUAACAGGUCAAGCCGGUAAAUUUAAUUUUUUAACAUUAACAUUAAAUAUUGGCUCGAUGAUCGGUGUAUUAGGUUUAGCAACAUUUAUUUGUGAUAUGGUAGCAUUAAAUUGUGGUCAAAAAGGAAAUGUUUAUCGAAGAGAAAAGUUUCAAACAGUUGAUUUACGUAAGAGAAUUGAACAGUUAAGACGUUCGUCAGAAAAUGAGAAAGAAAGGGAAAAUGAAAAAACGGAUAGAUUUAGUGAAGAUGAUCGACAACCUUUAGCAAAAAUCUAUCCGUUUACAAUUCUACCUAAAUACAAAGACGACGAUGUAUAG